GUUCAUGGAGAUUUUCUGCACGGUGGGUGCUGUCUUCCCUUCGAGAUUGACGAAGUCCACUCCCCCUGCACUAGGUCGACUUCUUUUGUCCUUCUUCAUAAGAUCUUUCCGGGAAGGUCGAUAAAAGAGAGCAAUGAACUCCUUAUCCGGUGCUUGACCUCGAUUAUUUUGUCGAUAGAUUCAACUGCUUUGCGGCUUCAAAUAUAUCCACCCACUUCGGCGGUUUCUUGUUUAUUGCUGACAGGUUCUUAAAUUCCGUGACUUAUCCAGCCUGUAUCCACUGAUCUUUCUCUAGUUCUUAAAUUCCAUCACUGAUCCAGCCAGUGUCUACCGAUCUUUCUCCAUCCAUCGUCAAUCGAAGACAAAGACUGGAAUGCUAAUAUUUUCGCUUCAGACACAAGAUGGGGAGGGAACUUUCGUGGUCCUUUGUGUAGUCCGUGAUUUGAAGCUUUCUAUUACUAGGAAGGCGUUGCGCAUAUUGUGCCUACGAGACCCCCUUGCUUGAGUUCUUUCUUCAAGGGUCAGAAGCUUCAAGCUCAAGGUUGAUUGCAUCAAUCACGUUUGACUAGGUAAUCAUGGGGCAAUCACUUUGCUGUGUGCAAGUCGACCAGUCAAACGUCGCCAUAAAAGAGACCUUUGGGAAGUUUCAUGACGUGCUCAGCCCAGGAUGUCAUUGCCUUCCUUGGUGUUUCGGAAGCAAAAUAGCAGGACAUCUUUCCUUGCGAGUGCAGCAACUAGAUGUUCAUUGUGAAACAAAAACUAAGGAUAAUGUGUUUGUUACGGUUGUUGCAUCUGUGCAGUAUCGUGCCCUGGCAGAAAAGGCAGCUGAUGCCUUCUACAAGCUUAGCAACACAAGGGCACAGAUACAAGCUUAUGUUUUUGAUGUCAUAAGAGCUAGUGUUCCAAAGCUGAACUUGGAUGAUGUGUUUGAGCAAAAGAAUGAGAUUGCAAAGUCAGUUGAAGAUGAACUUGAGAAGGCCAUGUCAGCAUAUGGAUAUGAAAUUGUUCAGACACUAAUAGUUGAUAUCCACCCAGAUGAGCACGUUAAGAGGGCAAUGAAUGAAAUAAAUGCUGCUUCAAGACUAAGGGUUGCUGCUAAUGAAAAGGCAGAAGCGGAGAAGAUUUUGCAGAUCAAGCGAGCUGAGGGAGAAGCUGAGGCAAAAUACUUGGCAGGGCUUGGUAUAGCCCGUCAGCGGCAGGCCAUAGUUGAUGGUCUGAGGGACAGUGUGCUUGCGUUCUCUGGUAAUGUUCCUGGCACCAGUGCAAAGGAUGUGAUGGAUAUGGUGCUUGUCACUCAAUACUUUGACACCAUGAAGGAGAUCGGUGCAUCCUCCAAGUCAUCUUCUGUCUUUAUCCCACACGGUCCAGGUGUUGUAGCAGAUAUCGCUUCUCAGAUUAGGGAUGGCAGGCUUCAGGCUACACCUCCAUAGCAAAGCUUGCAACUGGGCCAACUACUUGAAUCAUAAGUUGUCUCUGGUAUUUGUUUUGAUUCUUGCCUACGGGGCUUGUGUCCAGUGUGUUGCUUGUUAAUAAUCAAAUGUACUCACUUGUGUAAUUUGCAUAUUUAUGGAAGUAGAUAUAGGAAAUGGAUAUUCAAAGAUCAUUUCAUUCCUAUGUUCAGUACUUAGGGGUCAGCCUCUACUUCCCUAUGGGCAUUUCUUGUAACCCUCGACGGAAACUAUUUGUAUGUUCUGAGAUGUGCUGGACUGGAAGAGGUACAAGUUGGUUGUUGAUGUUCUUAGUGUUCA
Messenger RNA from Nymphaea colorata (pocket water lily), 1748 nucleotides. RefSeq names its product hypersensitive-induced response protein 1-like. Bases 576 to 1430 code for a protein of 284 amino acids. NCBI's taxonomy places the organism in Eukaryota, Viridiplantae, Streptophyta, Magnoliopsida, Nymphaeales, Nymphaeaceae. The transcript is spliced from 6 exons. The record is from RefSeq and is a predicted model, not a curated record.